CGUAGCAACCAGACACAAAGAGCAAGCAGCGAAGGAGAAUCGAUUUGGUUGUCGUACAACGUCGUUGAACGUUCUCGAAGCCAAUUACCUCACGUGAAUAAAAUACGUUACUAGACUUUUGAGUAUUGUAUUUGUGAUUAAAUUCGAAUAAAAAGAAUCAGCAAAAUGUCUCUUGUUCCACUGUUGUUCUCUGACUGGUGGGAGGACCUGGAGCGACCACAUCGCCUCGUCGAUCAGAACUUUGGCCUCGGCCUCCACCGGGACCAGCUUUUAGACCCAGAUUUUCUGGACCGCUACAUUGCCCCCAGAGUCGAAAGACGAUCCAGAAAUCCGUCGAUGAUCUACUUGAGGCCCUGGGGAGAAUUGCUCCGCAAAGGCGAGGGUGGUUCUUCGACUGUCAAGGCCGACAAGGAUCAGUUCCAGGUGUCCCUGGAUGUGCAGCAGUGUCCUCCGCCAGCGAUGAAGUUUCUCCAGGUACUGCAGCUUCCUUCUCCGUCGGGGAUGUCCUCAGAGCCUGCAAUGGUCCAGGGAGAUGAUUGGCGGAACCCAGCAGACCACCGACUGCGAUUCCUGUCAAAAAUUCUGACGAUGUCACUGUGGCCGUUGCUGUUCUCUGCCUGGUGGGCCGGCUUGGACCAGCCCCACAUGCUAAUGGACCAAAAUUUCGGAUUGGACCUCAGUCCUGAGGAUCUAAGACCUCCAACAUGGCCUGACAAAUGGGCUGGACCGUGGCCUGAUCUUUUGGAAAGAGAAAGAAGUGGUACAUCGAUAAUCACAGCCAAUAAACACACUUUUAAAGUCAUCCUUGACGUACAACAUUUUAAGCCAGAGGAAAUUAAGGUAAAGACCGUGAACAGGUUCGUCAUCAUCGAGGCAAAACACGAGGAGAAGAAAGAUAAACAUGGUCUGAUUUCAAGACAAUUCGUGAGAAAGUACUUCGUUCCGGUACAGGUGGACAUUGAUCAACUGAGGUCCAGUAUCUCCUCGGAUGGCGUUUUGACUAUUACGGCUCCUGUAAAGAAACUUCCUGAGAAAACUGGAAAACUUGCAAUUUCAGGAAGCGUGGAAAAACCGAAGGAAACUUCAACUGAUAAGGCCGAUGAGCUGGGAAAAGAAAAGGUGAUUAACGUGGAGCAAACUGGAAAACCUGCGAAUGGAGAAAGAACGGAAAACCCGAAGGAAGCGUCAACUGAUAAGACCCAUAAUACAGAAAAAGAAAAGGUGGCCAAUGCCGAGAAAACUGGAAAACCUGUGAUUUCAGAAAUUGCGAAAAUCCCUGAGGAAAGUUCAAUUGAUAAAACGGAUAAGACAGGAAAAGAAAAGGUGGCCAAUGCCGAGCAAACUGGAAAACCUGUGAUUCCAGAAAGUACGGAAAACCCUAAGGAAACUUCAAUUGAUAAUACCGAUAAGACGGAAAAAGAAGAGGCGAAUAAGGUCCAGCAAAAUGGAAAACCUGCUAUUCAAGAAAGAGCUGAAAAACCUAAGGAAACUUCAAUUGAUAAGAAUGAUAAGACGGAAAAAGAAAAUGUGAAUAAUGUUGACCAGACUGGAAAACCUGCGAUUCAAGAAAAUGUUGAAAAACCUAAGGAAACUUCAAUUGAUAAGAUCGACAAGACGGAUGAAGAAAAUGUGAAUGACGUUCACCAAACUGGAAAAUCUGCGAUUCAAGAAAAACCUAAGGGAACUUCGAUUAAUAAGAUCGACAAGACGGAAAAAGAAAAUGUGAAUAACGUUGACCAAACUGGAAAACCUGCGAUUCAAGAAAAGCCUAAGGGAACUUCAAUUGAUCAGACCGACAAGACGGAAAAAGAAAAUGUGAAUAACGCUGACCAAACUGACAAGUCUGCGAUUCAAGAAAGUGCCGGAAAAUCUAAGGAAACUUCAAAUUAAAGACCGAUAAGACGGAAAAGUGAUGACCAAAGUUGAGCAACCUGGAAAACCUGCAAUUUGAGAAAGUGCAGAAACCCUUAAAGAAAUUUCAACUGGCGAGACCGAUAAGAUGGAACAGGAAAAGAUGAUGAAGGUCGAGCAAACUUGAAAACGUGUAAUUCAGAAAAGUGCCGAAGGAAGGAGAGAAGCGUGACACACAAAACCGGAAAAAGUAAUUUGUUCGAAUGUCUGAUAAAUUAGUGCGCUAAUCAAUUUUUGCUUUGU
This is a messenger RNA of Belonocnema kinseyi, 2154 nucleotides long. Its product is annotated as heat shock protein 67B1-like. Gene Ontology annotation, biological process: protein refolding; response to heat. The transcript has 5 exons. Bases 166 to 1890 code for a protein of 574 amino acids. Lineage: Eukaryota; Metazoa; Arthropoda; Insecta; Hymenoptera; Cynipidae. The record is from RefSeq and is a predicted model, not a curated record. Gene Ontology annotation, molecular function: protein folding chaperone.